This is a messenger RNA of Nymphalis io (European peacock), 3219 nucleotides long. RefSeq names its product lysosomal alpha-mannosidase-like. NCBI's taxonomy places the organism in Eukaryota, Metazoa, Arthropoda, Insecta, Lepidoptera, Nymphalidae. The transcript has 18 exons. Gene Ontology annotation, cellular component: lysosome. Gene Ontology annotation, molecular function: carbohydrate binding; alpha-mannosidase activity. Gene Ontology annotation, biological process: mannose metabolic process. The record is from RefSeq and is a predicted model, not a curated record. Bases 1 to 3219 code for a protein of 1072 amino acids.
AUGGUGGAUCCUUUGAUAAAAUAUCUGCUGACGCCGCUACCACAGCUGGGGGAGAAGUGUGGGUACGAUAGCUGUCCGGCAGUAAAAAAUGGAUGGAUUAAUGUUCACAUCGUACCACACUCCCACGCAGAGCUCGGCUACAUGAACACAUUCGACAGACACUACACUGGAAUUGACGAUUUUUAUGAUAAGAGCAAUUUAAAUAUGAGGAAAAUUUUGGAUUCGACUAUAAGUGAACUGUGGGCUGAUGAGAACAGAAAGUUUACGCUAUCAGACAGUGAACUGCCGUAUUUCUUUCAUUGGUGGUCUAGAAGACACGACACUGUUCGUCGCAUGGUGUACGAGCUGAUUAGACAAGGUCGGUUGAUGAUAGUUGGUGGUGGUUGGGGGAUGGCAGACGAAGCCUCUACAUAUUACCAGUCAAUUAUCGACAGCUAUACUUAUUCUUUGAGAAAAAUCAAUGCCACAUUCCUCUCGUGCGGUCGGCCGCUAGUUGCUUGGCAAGCGGACACAUUUGGUCAUUCACGGGAGUACGCAUCACUUAUGGCACAAAUGGGAUAUGACGGGCUGUUCAUAAACCCUAUAAGCUUUGACGAUGAGAUUAUCAGAAUGGCCAGGAAGGGGUUGGAAUUCAUUUGGCGAGGUAGCGAUGAUUUAGGACCGGAAACGGAUAUCUACACUCACAAACUCUUUGACGGCUACUGGUCACCACCAGGCUUUUGCUUCGACAGCAUGUGCGCUGAUCCACUGCUCAUCACAUCUGACACCACCUUCAAUAAUAUUGAUGAACGGGUAAAUCUCUUCAUAAAAUCUAUGCGAUAUCGUCAAGCUCCAAGUUAUAAUACGAACCACGUAAUGGUUAUGAUGGGCAAGAGGCUAGGGUACUUCGACGCGAAAAUAUGGUUUGAAAACAUUGAGAAACUGAUCGACUAUGUCAACAAAAAGACGUAUAAAAACGGAGAUAAAAUUCACGUUAUGUAUUCAACGCCCGCGUGUUAUUUGAAAUCUGUUUAUAAAGAAAACCCAGUUCUGGAAACAAAGCAGGACGACUUCUUCCCAUUGGCGUAUGAUAAAUACUCAUACUCAUCUGGUAUGUUUACAUCUCGUCCAACUUUCAAAUACUUCGUCAGGGAAGCUAAUAUAUUUUUACAGAUGGCUAAACAGCUACAAGUUUUGGGCAACUUGGGGAACAAUGAUGAUAUGUUCGAAGAAUUCAUGUGGAUAAUGGGUGUAUCACAAGAUCACAAUAUAAUUUCUGGCGCUAUGAGACCUUACGUACAUAGUUUUUAUACGGAGAAAUUAUAUCUUGCGUUACAAAGGUCUACUUUAUUGAUAGAAGAGGCGUUCAAACUUUGCUGCUACUUAGAAUUUCUCGACAGUACAUUUCCUUUGCAAUUUCAGAUAAUUGUAUACAACCCCUUGGCUUGGUCUGUUACCAUGCCAGUUAGAUUACCAAUUUUGAAUAAGAUGUACGACGUUUUUGAUCCAGAAGGAGUUAAAGUAAAAGCUGUUGCCAUGAAAAUACCAGAACACGUCAUGAAAAUACCUAACAGACAGAGUAACGCUGUUAACGAACUGGUGUUCAUUGCAAAACUGCCAGCGUUAGGUUUCAAAUCGUUCUUCAUAGAAGAAGCAGACACGUUCCGACAGAAGAAAUCAUUAAUUAAGAAAAUAAACAGGAACACGCAAAGGAAAUAUUUCAAAAGACAAAUAUCGAAGGACAACCAGACUCCUGAAACUGAAGUGGAUACUGAAAGUAGUGACGAUAGAACAAAAUCUUAUUACAAUGAAGUUACAACUGAUUCGACGUUGAUUAAGGAUAAAAUAAACGAUGAUAAUGUAUUUUAUAAUGAUGUAGGCAAAGAUUCAUAUUAUUUUAAAGAAUCUAGUGACAGCUUUAUAAGAAAUAAGUACAUCCAGAUUAACCUCAAUGAAUAUCGGAAGGUAUCCAGUUUAAAUCUUUCAAAUGCUGUCAACAUAACCUUAGAUUUACAAUUUUAUUUCUACGUCUCCGACGAUCCUAUACAACUUAAUACUACUAAGAGGAGUCCUGGGGCUUACAUUUUUCGACCUAUGGACAAUCAACCGGAACCGAUCAUAGACAACUUCGAAACGAAAAUAUACAAAAGCUAUAUAUUACAAGAAAUUCAUAGCAGAUAUUCGGAUUACGCUUCCUUUGUAUUGAGGUUAUAUAAAGACAGUCCUGUGGUUGAAGUCGAUUGGAUUGUUGGUCCAGUACCAGUCAGUGAUAAUUUGGGCAAAGAUGUUUUCAUAAGAUAUAUGACGGAUUUAGAAAACAAUGGAGUUUUAUAUACAGAUUCCAAUGGAAGACAGAUGGUCAAAAGAAUAAGGAAUAAGAGAGCGUUGUAUGAACCGUAUAAUUUUGAUCCAGUUGCAGGUAAUUUUUAUCCGGUUACAUCGAGAAUUUACAUCGAAGACAUAAAGAAAAACUUGCGUUUCUCGAUUUUCAACGAUCGUUCUCAAGGCGGCGCUUGCCUUCAAGACGGAUCCAUAGAUUUAAUGAUUCAUAGACGAAUUUUAACAGAUGAUAGCGAUGUACAAACGUAUUUAAAUGAAACUGAAAAUGACGAUGGAAUCAUGGUUAGAGGAACACACUAUUUAUAUCUAACGAAAGCAGAUUAUAAACAAAAUCGAUUAUUCGAGAAGAAAUUUAUGAAGGAGACUGAAUUAAAACCACAGAUAAUAAUAUCUAGAAUAUCUCAAACGACAGCUAAAAAAGAAUGGAUUAGUUAUAAGAAUGAAUUUUCGGCUUUAAAAAAUAAAUUGCCUUUUGGAAUUCAUAUUUUGACAUUAGAACAAUGGGAUAAAGGCACACUAUUACUGCGCUUAGAGAACUAUUUAGAAAAGAUUGACGUUGUUUUGAACAAGACUAAGAAGGUGUUUUUGAGAGAUUUAUUUAAAACUGUCAAAUUAAAAAAAGUGAUCGAGACAAACUUAUCAGCGAAUAUUAACUUAAAAGAUUGGGUUCCUCUAUAUUGGAGUACAAACGGGAGUUUUCUUAAGAAUUUUAACGCAUACUAUGGUAAUGAGAAAACUGAAUACAGUCAUGAUGUCUUGAGCUCACUUGAUGACGUUGACGUAAAUAAAGAGAUCACUUUAGUUCCGCAGCAAAUACGAACGUUUAUAAUUGAAUUUGUAUAUCCUGUUACGCGCUGCACAAACGAGGAUACUUUUGUAUCAGUUACAAGCUACGUUUGA